GUUCGCUCUCCCUUUUCCCCACCCCCUUCGCUCAGGGUGGCCCGGCCGGAAACUAAGAUGGCGGCGGCCACGGUAGCUGCUGGCGCUGCUUCGGUGGAGCUGGUGAUCGGCUGGUGCAUAUUCGGGCUCUUACUACUGGCUAUUUUGGCAUUUUGCUGGAUAUAUGUUCGUAAAUACCAAAGUCAGCGGGAAAGUGAAGUUGUCUCCACCAUAACAGCAAUUUUUUCUCUGGCGAUUGCACUUAUCACAUCAGCACUUCUACCAGUGGACAUAUUUUUGGUUUCUUAUAUGAAAAAUCAAAAUGGUACAUUUAAGGACUGGGCUAAUGCUAAUGUCAGCAGACAGAUCGAGGACACUGUAUUAUAUGGUUACUAUACUCUAUAUUCUGUUGUAUUGUUCUGUGUGUUCUUCUGGAUCCCUUUUGUCUACUUCUAUUAUGAAGAAAAGGAUGAUGAUGAUACUGGUAAAUGUACUCAAAUUAAAACAGCACUCAAGUACACUUUUGGAUUUGCUCUGAUUUGUGCACUUCUUCUUUUAGUUGGUGCUUUUGUUCCAUUGAGUGUUCCCAAUAACAAAAAUUCUACAGAGUGGGAAAAAGUGAAGUUCCUGUUUGAAGAACUUGGAAGCAGUCAUGGUUUGGCUGCAUUGUCUUUUUCCAUUAGUUCUCUCACCUUGAUCGGAAUGUUGGCAGCUAUAACUUACACAGCCUAUGGCAUGUCAGCAUUACCUUUAAAUCUGAUAAAAGGCACUAGAAGUGCUGCAUAUGAACGUCUAGAAAACACCGAAGACAUUGAAGAAGUGGAGCAACAAAUUCAAACGAUUAAAUCAAAAAGCAAAGACGGUCGACCUUUGCCAGCAAGGGAUAAACGCGCCUUAAAACAAUUGGAAGAAAGGUUACGAACACUGAAGAAAAGAGAGAGGCACUUAGAAUUCAUUGAAAACAGUUGCUGGACAAAAUUUUGUGGUGCUCUGCGUCCCCUGAAGAUCAUUUGGGGAAUAUUUUUCAUCUUAGUUGCAUUGCUGUUUGUAAUUUCUCUAUUCCUGUCAAAUUUGGACAAAGCUCUUCAUUCAGCUGGAAUAGAUUCUGGUUUCAUAAUUUUUGGAACUAACCUGAGUAAUCCAUUGAAUAUGCUUUUGCCUGUACUACAAACAGUUUUUCCUCUUGAUUAUAUUCUUAUAACAGUUAUUAUUAUGUACUUUAUUUUUACUUCAAUGGCAGGAAUUCGAAAUAUUGGCAUAUGGUUCUUUUGGAUUAGAUUAUAUAAAAUCAGAAGAGGUAGAACCAGGCCCCAAGCACUCUUAUUUCUCUGCAUGAUACUUUUGCUUAUUGUCCUUCACACUAGCUACAUGAUAUAUAGUCUUGCUCCCCAGUAUGUUAUGUAUGGAAGCCAAAAUUACUUAAUAGAGAACAAUACUACUUAUGAUGACCAUAAAGGCAAUUCAACCAUUUCUGUGCCAAAGAGAUGUGAUGCUGAUGCCCCUGAAGGUAGGGAUGAUCCUGAAGAUUCUGAUCCUCAAAUUGUUAUACUAGCAUUGAAACCUUAACAGAAAAACAAAAACAAAUCAGGAUUUCAAAAGUAUGUUGCACUGUUAAUGGGCCCUAUAUUGCUGAACUGGGAGAAUUUGUAUAUUAUAGAUUAGUAAGCUUUAAUCAAAUAAAACACCUUGACUAUCACUUUUUUAUGAAUCACAUUCAGUAUUUUUCUUUUUCAGUCUAAUUUGCAGUGCUUAAAAUGACUCCCUUUGAACUACUGAACAUUUUUCUUAAACAUUUCUGUUGACUUACGCUUUGAAAUGUUGCUUUGCAGUACAAAAACAUACCCAUUAGGUUUAUGGAUUUGAUUUAUCCUUCAAAACCUUUUUUUUAUUCUUUAGCACAUCUGUAAACUUUAAAUUUGCCCAUGGAUACCUGAACACAGUGGUAGAAAUACGAUAAUUUAAUUUGGAGUGUCUGAGUAGGUUUUUAAGUAAAAUAAUGACGAAACGAUGAAGAAGCAAAUUAGGGUAUAGGUUUAGAAAUACAAGAGUGAGGAUGGGAUGGCAUGUAUGUUGAUGGACUAGUACGGCAGUACCAUUUAAACACACUAGGAAAUCUCAGCAUGCAGAGAAAAAGACAAUAACACCGUAUUCUUUGUGACAUUUUGGUGAGAUCAUUUGACUAGAGUAGAUGAUGGUCUAACGUAAAUAACCCGUAAGGCACUUGAUAAUAACACCUUUUUCAUGUAUCUGUUGCAAGUGACAGAAUUUUGGAGAAUGAUUUUUAGAUUUAGAAACAAAAAUUAUCAUUUAGUUAAAAUUAUUUCUAAGAAAAGAUAAUCUCCUUAGAAAGAUGAUUUUAGAGCAACAGUUUCUAAAAAUAUAUAGGUUGAUCUCUUAUCAAUAUUAUGUACAUUUUAAAGAAUUUUUUCCUUGAUAUUUGUUCACGUAUGGGUGAAAUGGUUUAUUUCCUGUUUAAACAUAUAAUUUACUAAGACCCUAGUUUUAAGUGUUUGUAAAUGUUUAGGAUUCAAAAGAGAGUCAUACAUCUGAAAAUAGUUUAGAAACUUUAUGUUAAAAAUAAUCUGCUAAACAGUAGAAUGAUUUAUCAGUAAUUUUAUGAAGCAUGUCUUUCUUACUAUGUUUAUAAAGUUCUCUUAAAAUGACAAUAUUACUUAAUUUAUCCUAACAGGUAAUGCAUAGUGUAUUAUUUUCAGAGAGUCCACUGAGCAAAUUAAAUGAAGUUUUAAAUUUUAUAUGCUAUCAUGGCAAAGGAAUCUUUACAUUGCCAUUUUUAUAUUCUUUAAUUCUACUUAAUCUAAGACACAUUUAUACAGACAAUUUGUGUGAAUAUGAAAUUACUGAAAACACAAGACUGUUAAAACAAACAUACAUUUGAAAACUUCAUAAAUAUUUGAGUCAAAAUGGAAAGGUGAAGGAUCGAUAUGCCUGUAUAAACAAACACAAUAGACAUUGUGAGUAUUGGGUUAGAUUUUGGGAAAGAAAAGUGUCAGAAGAAACAUAUACAGUCUGCACCUUCAAACAGCAUAUAAUCUAACAGAGGAGCAGGAUAUGAAAAUAGAUCAUUGUUUAACACAAGGAAAAAAUGGGAAAAUAUAAUGAAAUUUUAAACAAAAAUGCUGUGGGAAGACAAAGGGGAUAAUAAUUUAUCUGUCUAGGGGUGGCGGGUAUAACAUUUCAGCUGGGCCCAGAAGAAUAAGUUAAAUCUAACUGAACAAAAAAGAUGGAGAAUAUUCUAAGCAGAGAAAGAACCUGCAUUAACAAGGCAUCAAGACAGAUACAUUUGACAUGUUGUAGUAACAAUCAGUGUGGCAGGAGCAUGACUAUUCGGGGAAUGCUGUGAAGGAUAGAACAAGUUAAUAUCAAAUGGUGGGGGCUCUUUAAUACUGUAAGAGUUUUGACUUUAUUCUAUAGAAAAUUCUUGUUUAAUAUGAGAUACAUAGUACUGGUGAAUCAAGAGACUCAAGACAGGUAAUGUCGGAGACUCUUGUAAUAUUAACCUGCAUCACCGAUAAAGGUAAGGACAUAAAAUCUGAGGCACUUAGUUUGUGGAAAAACUGCAGAUUUAUCACUAGGGCCCUGACUUCGUCCUGUAACUUGAUAUAAAAUUAAGACUCUAUCUUGUCUUUUAACCAUUGUCAGGAAUCUACUUCUACUCUGAAAAACAUGUUUAUCAGAUAUUAUAAUUUGUUCCAAGGAAUUGCUUAACACAACUUGUGGUUUAUUACAAAGUAAUCAGCCAGUCAGAAUUUAGCAUGUGAUUUCUUUACUUAAGCUACUUAUGAUAUGUAUGACUUUUAUUUACCAUAACUGUGUGACAUAUAUCCAGUCAAGCUGUGAUUAUUACAGUAUUCAUUGAUCUUCCUGUAACCGCCCUCUCCAUGAUUUAGUUCCUUUUUUGAGAGUAUAAUUUUUUGAUACUUUCCCCAUUCCUUGGAAUGCCGAUUUCACUUGUGAGGCUUGCUUUCACUGAGUUCGGUGCUUCCUCAAUUUAUAAAUCGUGUGUUGUGUGCUUCAAUAAAACUUCUAGAAUUUGUUUUGCAGAUUACUUAUUUAGUAGUUAAACCACUCUGACAAAGGAUUGUGACAAUAGGAGUAGAAAAGGAGGGAAUUAGUCAAGUGUAUUAUUUUCUGUUGCUAUUUAACAGAUUUUGACAGGUUUAGCAGUUUUAAAAUAGCACAAAUUGAUUACUUCACAGUUGUGUAGGCCAGAAGCAUGACUUGAUUUUUACCCCUGCUGAGAGUCUCACAAGACUGAAAU
Messenger RNA from Trichechus manatus latirostris (Florida manatee), 4258 nucleotides. RefSeq names its product LMBR1 domain containing 1 (gene LMBRD1). The transcript has 15 exons. NCBI's taxonomy places the organism in Eukaryota, Metazoa, Chordata, Mammalia, Sirenia, Trichechidae. Gene Ontology annotation, biological process: protein localization to lysosome. The record is from RefSeq and is a predicted model, not a curated record. The coding region runs from base 58 to 1545 and encodes 495 amino acids. Gene Ontology annotation, cellular component: lysosomal membrane.